GCAGCGACAGGCCGGAUCCCGACCGGAUGUUGAUACUAGCUCGGAGCACUUCGCAAACAGGAACAGUUGGGAAAAUAACAACGAAGCGACGACGACGACGACGACGGUACAAACAACAGACGUGCGUCUAAAAUAUACCUCAAAUAUCGGUGACAUCGUCGCUGGUGGGGACAUUUCGUGCCACUAAGAACAAAUCUGAAACGCUGUAGUCCAGUCAUUCCCAGAGAUCCGACAAUGGGACGUAUCUUCUUGGACCACAUUGGCGGAACACGCCUCUUCUCCUGUGCCAACUGCGACACCAUCCUGACCAAUAGGUCUGAGCUUAUCUCAACACGUUUCACAGGAGCCACAGGCAGAGCUUUCCUCUUCAAUAAGGUGGUGAACCUGCAGUACAGCGAGGUGCAGGACAGAGUGAUGCUUACUGGCAGGCACAUGGUGAGAGACGUCAGCUGCAAGAACUGCAACAGCAAGCUGGGUUGGAUCUAUGAGUUUGCCACGGAGGACAGUCAGCGGUACAAGGAGGGACGUGUCAUCCUGGAGAGGGCGCUGGUCAGGGAAAGUGAGGGCUUUGAAGAGCAUGUCCCCUCAGACAACUCAUGAGUCCCUAAAGUUGGGUUAACUUAUGUGGGAAGGCUCACUCCUGUGUCCUCCUUCCUUUUAUUCCCUUGCCUCUGUGCCGCAUACCGCCACCUGCAGAAUUAGUGGUCAGUGAAGUUUCAGGGCCCCCCCCCCUAAAAAAAAAAAAAAAACACGAAGAUUGGUUUGCUGGAUCUAUUCUUGCUGAAUAGGGUUCCCCAAAAUACUUCCUGAUAUAUGUGUUCCAGGGUACACCCCCCCCCCAGUGUUCAUGCACGGUCACACAGAAUUUAUAACAUCGCUGCACAAGGCAUGCUCCACUCUUAUUCGUAUGGUAGUUAAAUACAUGCAUGAUAAUAGACAUGGUCAAUCACAUUAAAAAAAAAAAAAAAAAACCAUCACCAGAUUGUUUUGUUUAUUUAGAUAACUGGAGGCAGUAGAGCUGAGUAUGUUGACCAUCCAGACCUGGUCAAAGCAGCCAGCCCAGUCUACACAGCAGUGUUAAAUGAACCAGCUGAGGUGUCUCUCUACGUAUUGCUUUCGCGGGGCUUGUGCUUCUGUGUUGUGAACUUUGUCUCAAUGUGUUUGUCAUUGGUAAGCCCUGAACGCAUUUAAGACAAUGGUAGUUGUAAUUCCUAUAUCAGUUACCUUUUAUUAGCUGGUAGUGUCAUGAAUUUAACGGUGUGUCGAAUCUCUGUUCUCGUCCGUAUGAUACCGUAAGGACCGCACAGAUUGAUGUCAUAUUUAAGUAUUCAUCGUUGUGUUUGAUGAUGAUGAUAGCAGUUAUUUAAAUUCGGCUCACAUGAUGUGCAAUUAUUUCGAUCGACAUGACAGUUCUGAAAUGUACACGGAUUGGCUUGAAUGCCCCAUUCUUGCGGUUCAUAGUGCGGAGGUGAGCUCCUGUACAUUGCAAAAUCGUGGAAUUCAUCCUACAGUUUUGUUGAGUUCUACCAGUCAGCAUCUGUUACCAUGGAUUCUGUGCCUGUGCGCGUGUGCCGUGUGAAGAGCAACAUGUCACUUUGGUGAUAUAUCAGGAGCAUGUACCUUCAAGCCAUGUGUCUUCAGUAUGACGGAUGAGAAAUGUGUCGGAGGCGUGAGGGAGAUGUUCUCUGGCUGCCUGCUGGCUUAAGGACAGGAUUUUGAUAGGAUGGGUCAUACAAACAUUCGAAAUGAACUAGGUGACAGUGGGGGACAAACGGACAGAGCCUCUUAGGGAAUAACUUGAGCCACAACGCAAUAGGGAUUCAGCAAACACUUUUCUGUAACACGGCACAAUGUUGGAAACGACGACAAACCAAAAAGAAGUUUCAGUCCAUCUUGAGUCUUUUUUUUUUAACUGUAUUCAUUUAAAUUCAUUCGAACAGUUGAAUGCUGAGGCCGACCCCUAGGGCCAAAUUACUGUUAAGAUAGUGACUCUUUCUCUUUUUAUAAUCCUGGGCUUAGAGCACAAUUGGUCAUAAGAUGACUUGUUCCUUACAACACAAACCAAACAAGCUUGAAUGGAGUAAUAUGUCUUUAAAGACAAGCCUGUGUCUCUGACUAGACCCGAGCCUCUAUUUUAUAUCGUCAGUGUCCUGUGAAGAUUCCAAAAUGUCAAAUUGUGUACAACCCCCCCCCUCCCCAAACAAAACCGACAAAAUCUCAGUUUUCAUGACAUUUGAGGUUAUUUUUGGACUGGGUUGUAGCAAAGCAUCAUGGCCAUGGUGUAACAUUAUGCCAUUUCAGAGGGUGAAUGGCUGCAGGCGUUACCGGAAUGAUCCAGUCUUCGCAAGCGACACUGUUAAUGUUUUUGCUCGCCUCUACAAGGUCAUGCAAGACAGUGUCAAUGCAAGUUACAAUUUCUACAAAAAGAAAAAAAAAAAAAAA
This is a messenger RNA of Xiphias gladius (swordfish), 2442 nucleotides long. Its product is annotated as protein yippee-like 5. Bases 235 to 600 code for a protein of 121 amino acids. The transcript has 3 exons. The record is from RefSeq and is a predicted model, not a curated record. Lineage: Eukaryota; Metazoa; Chordata; Actinopteri; Istiophoriformes; Xiphiidae.